This is a messenger RNA of Parnassius mnemosyne (clouded apollo), 1083 nucleotides long. NCBI's taxonomy places the organism in Eukaryota, Metazoa, Arthropoda, Insecta, Lepidoptera, Papilionidae. The record is from the annotation of a GenBank genome assembly.
AUGGAGAGGUCCUUACAGGACAGGGAAAUCGUUAGUUUGCUACUCGAAGAGGUGGACGAAGAUCCCGAAGAUGAUAUUGUAUUCGACUCCAGCGACGAAGAGUCUGAUGAGGUUACAGAAGAAACUUAUGAAACCGACUCGAUCGAUUCGGAGGAAGACCUCUUCAAAAUAGUUGAUGAUGAGAACUCUUCAGAUUCUGAAAUAGACGUGCCACUGUCAGAGUUAACUUCGCGGCCCUCAGGAAGAACUUACAAAGGUAAAGACGGAACUUUGUGGUACAAACUUCCAGCUAGAUCAAACGUUCGAACACGUAGUGAAAAUAUAGUAUCUGGAACACCGGGUGUCAAAAUAUUAGCGAGAGAUGCAAAAACUCCUUUAGAAUGUUUCAAUCUUUUUGUGGGCGAGUCUAUGUUGCUGGAUAUACUAAUUCAUACAAAUGUGAGAAUCCGAAGAACGAGACUUGGUCUGAACACUUCAAAUGACUACGCUUAUGCAGAAGUUUGUAUGGAUGAGCUGAAGGCUGUCAUUGGUCUAGUUUACCUUGCGGGAUUAUAUAAAUCUGCAAGGCAGAAUUUACAAGACUUGUGGUGUAAUGAUGGAACUGGUAUUCCUAUUUUUGCUAUGACAAUGAGCUUGAGAAGAUUCAUUUUUAUUUUCAAUCAUUUGCGAUUUGAUGAUGUUGAUACACGUCAAGAAAGACUGUCACAGGACAGACUAGCCCCGUUCAGGAAACUGUUCGAAGAAUUCGUUAGCAGAUGCCAACAACACUACACGCCCUUUGAAAAUUUGACUCUAGAUGAAGAGCUUGUAGCUUUCCGUGGUCGCUGCAAAUUUCGCCAAUAUUUGCCAAAUAAACCAGAUCUCCGCAAACGAAUUGCUGACCGUAUUGGUCUCGACGAAGGUCCACCGGUGAAAAAAACAGCUCCAGGUGUAAGGCGUAGAUGUUACGUUUGUACAUCAAAGAAAGACCGUAAAACUCAAUACAUCUGUGAGACGUGCAAAAGCCACGUGUGCCUAGAUCAUGCAAUAUUCCAGUACGGAAAUUGCUUCAAAGGCAAUGUUCCUGAAAAUGAUGAAGACUAA